GGUCCAAUAAAUGGUAAUAGAUUAAAUAUUACCGAUGAAAUUUUAAUCACGUCUUUUCAAUAGUGCAUAUUAACAAACGAAUCAGUUGGCAAUAUUAUACUCAACGCAUGGCUAAUUUUCUUCAACGUUCCUUAGCUCAGGGAUUUUGAAUCAAAGUGUUCUACAUUUGUACGUUUCACUUGGGUUUUCACGUUGGACGAACAUGACAAAGAUGAAUUAAAGAUCGUCAACUAAGGUUGUUUUCUGGUGCUUCAAGAUGCAGAGGCCUAAACCAUUCAUAACCAUAUUCGUUACUUCUAACCAUUGUUUUUUAGCAUUCAAUCUCUCUUUCGGAUUUAAUAAAAUAAUUUUGUUCUAUUUUUCCGUGACUGGCCUUCAUUAAUCCUCUUAGGUAAUUGCUUCAUUAUUUUUGCUAGUGAGUGUUUGAAAUCCCUUCGCAUUUUAAGUCGUCACAUCAGUUGCGUCAACGGUAUUUCCAUUAUCACAGCCCACAGUCAAAUCCGUCAAUGUAUUUAUUAUUUCUAAUGUGUUAUGCCCCCACACAUGAGUUGCAUUAUUGGCUUAGAUAUACCCGUUGCCUUAACGAUCAUUCACUACCUCUGUGCGUCAGUGAGGUAUACAUAUGAAGAACGAAACACCACUAUCUUCGUAGCUUGUAACACAACUUGAAGUGCAAAUCUUUACAAUCAUGUUUUCAAAGGCUAUUUUGCUGUUUGUAGCUGUCCCAUUGUCCUUGGCUCAAGAGACGCCCCUGGUUCGAAUUCUACCUGAAAAAAGUUUCACCGCCAGCUCUUCUUACAACGACUCCGUCAAAGCGCCUAACGUGCGUUUCGCGAGAGGAAUGUUCGUCUCGUCAGCGUCCAAGGAACCCUGGUGCCCAGCUACGAGAGAAGAUUAUGAUUACGAGAAAGAGUUUGUAAUUGCGGACUUGGGAUGCCCACAAACAGUUCAUAGAGUGGAGGGAAAAGAUCCUCAUGCACUGUUUUAUUCCGGGGAAUACUCUAACAACAAGAAAAAAUGGAAGAUUUUAGCAUCAGAGGACGAGACAUAUUAUGAUAAAAAUAUGAAAAUGUUCGAAGCAAACAAUCAAGCAUUGAUAACACCGCCCGUGCGUGCUCGCUUCUUCAAAUUCCGAAUUCCAAUUUACUCUUACAGCGAUGAACGGGGAUCUCAGCCUUGCAUUAAAGUGGAACUGUACGGUUCACCUGACCUAGAAGAUUCUGUACAACCGAUUGGAUGUUUCACUGAGACGAAAAAGAAACGACUCCUGCCUGACGUUUACCACACAGUUAAAGGCCGUGUUGAUAAGAAGUACCCAGAUAUUUUGGCCGUUUACGAGGAAUGCAAGCAAAAGGCUGCUGAAAAUUCGAAACCAAUUGAAAUAUUCGGUGUCUGGAAUUUUAAACAAUGCGUAACGACUGAGACUGGCAAAGGCCAUGAGUAUUUCAAAAAUGCCCGUAACUCUGGUAAAUGUAAAGCUUGUCAAGAUAAAGGAAUCGGGACUUCGAAAGCUGUAUUUGUAUACAAAAAAUAAUUUAUAUUAGUAUCACCCAACUAGUGGACUAAUGCAAAUCCUGCAUUUUG
Molecule: messenger RNA, 1584 nt
Organism: Orbicella faveolata
Lineage: Eukaryota; Metazoa; Cnidaria; Anthozoa; Scleractinia; Merulinidae
Source: RefSeq, a predicted model, not a curated record